Silurus meridionalis is the source of this 4229-nucleotide messenger RNA. RefSeq names its product transforming growth factor, beta 1b (gene tgfb1b). Gene Ontology annotation, cellular component: extracellular region. The transcript has 7 exons. Gene Ontology annotation, molecular function: cytokine activity; type III transforming growth factor beta receptor binding; growth factor activity. The record is from RefSeq and is a predicted model, not a curated record. The coding region runs from base 936 to 2081 and encodes 381 amino acids. Gene Ontology annotation, biological process: BMP signaling pathway; transforming growth factor beta receptor signaling pathway; regulation of cell population proliferation. Lineage: Eukaryota; Metazoa; Chordata; Actinopteri; Siluriformes; Siluridae.
AAUGACUGAUGAGAGGAAAAAGAGUGAGAAGAGGAGGGAGGAAGGGAAGGACAGAGCUGAUCUAACGCCAGGGGAUUAUGCUACUGUGUGUGCUGUCGGCAUGGGGUUAGGUGCAAUCUAGCUUUUUUGCUUGGAGGGAAUUAUUUACCUUGUACUUGCAUCAAAGUUGGCCACUACAUCUUUAAACCUGGCAGCCAAAUUUACAGAUAAGUUUAUCAGUUUGUUGUAUGAUUUUGUACUUUACACAUCAGAUUAUGUUUAUCUUCUCAAAUCAUUUGAUUGCUGCAAAGAUUGCUAUAAACAAGCAUUUACAUAUUUAAUGUGAGCUAGAAGUAAAAAAAAAAAAAUGCUGAUUUGAACGUUGCAUCUGAGACUGUGUGAUUAACGGGUUAAAUUCACUGGGGAAAUUGCUUUGCAGUAAAGGAAGUUUUGUGUCCUUUAUGUUAAGCUGUGCUGCUUCCUUUUCCUCUUUCACCCCUUAACUUGAGACUUAAGUGAGGCAUAUGAAACAAGGAAGCAACACACACUAAGCUGUUUCAUACACUUAGACUUCUCAAUGCUGUUAAAGUUGCCUCAUGUGUUGUAAGUAAUAUGUUUUAAGAGACUUUCGUUUUUAGCUUGUAUUCAGUUUAUUGUGUGCCAGCACACUGCAUUCCUAAAAGACUUCGUUGUGGGAGCCGUGUGUUUGUCCGAUUCAGCAAUACUGCCUGCCAGCAAGACAGAUAUGGGCAGCAAUUUCACAGUGGUGUAGUGUAGUCUGAUUCUGACCGUGAAGUUUUGAAUUCAAGCAACCAGCUAAUGGAAAAAAAAUUUUUUUCAAUCUUGAAAUGGAACACGCAUUAAACACGUGUGCGCCUUAAACAUAUUUUCUGUCUUGAACUUCCUGAGAUUUCUUCAGAGUGCAAAACGACAGCCCCACAGCACCAUUGUGGACAAUGAGAGCACAAAGUUUGCUGUUGGCACUACUGUGCCUAAUGGGAUGUGUGGGCUACUGUAGCACUUUAUCAACCUGCAAACCACUAAACCUGGAGCUUGUGAAAAGGAAGCGCAUCGAGGCCAUCCGUGGACAGAUCCUCAGCAAACUACGGCUGGCUAAAGAACCAGUAGAUGAUGAUGAAGGAGAGGGAGAUAAGGUGCCUGCGGAGGUCCUGUCCGUCUACAACAGCACGGUGGAGUUGAGUGAGGAGCUGAUGCAGAACACAGAGCAUGUGGAUUCUCCUGAUGAAGAGGAGGAGGAGUAUUAUGCAAAGGAGGUUCAUAGGUUUAACAUGACUGAGAUUCAAAAUAAAAGUGUGAUGCGGUUCAACGUUACUGCAAUGAAAGCCGUUUUGGGCGCAAACCCUAUGGUUUCCCAGGCUGAGCUCCGUCUUCUUAUCAAGGAUUCUCGCAUAGCUCCUGGCAAUGAGCAGAGGUUGGAGCUUUAUUAUGGUUCUGGGGAUAAGGCUCGGUAUCUCUAUUCACAUACCAUCACCAAUGAGUUGAACGGCAAAUGGAUAUCUUUUGACGUGACACAGACUGUGAAAAACUGGCUACAAAAUCCUGCCACAGAGAGUGAAGCACUAGAAGUGAAGUUGCAUUGUGGGUGUGGGGAGACUGAUAAAAAUAUGCUUUUCAAAAUUUCAGGGAUACCCAGUGGGAGAGGAGACACAGAAGGUUUACAAGCCAAAAUGACAAAGCCACAUAUUCUGGUUAUGUCACUUCCUGCAGAUCGCGCCCGUCAUCUCAGCUCACGGAUUAAACGACAAGCUACAGGAGAUGCCGUUUGUUCUGAGCAGUCAGAUGUUUGCUGUGUGAGAAGACUGUAUAUAGACUUCCGUAAAGACCUGGGUUGGAAAUGGAUACAUGAACCCUCUGGCUACUAUGCAAACUACUGUAUUGGCUCCUGUUCAUUUGUCUGGAACGCGGAAAAUAAAUACUCACAGGUGCUGGCACUGUAUAAACAUCACAAUCCUGGAGCAUCAGCCCAACCCUGCUGUGUACCACAGGUCCUAGAUCCUUUACCCAUCCUGUACUAUGUGGGGAGGCAACACAAGGUAGAACAACUGUCAAAUAUGAUUGUCAAGACCUGCAAAUGUAGCUGAACGACAUGUGCAGUCUUCAGUCUCUUGUAGAGAGAAAGGAAAAGAGGACUAAAAUGUGUUGAAAGGAAGAGGAACAAUUCAUUCAAUUAUUGUUAUAAGUUUUUGUGUUCUUAUUUUUUCUUAGUGAAUGUUUGCCCGCUUAAACUCCCAGACUCACACUGUUCAUUCCUUUAUGUAUGUGAAAAAAAAAAAUAUAUAUAAAAAUAUACUAGUUAAAACAUAGGAUGGAACUGUAAGGGGCAACAUUUUUGUCUAAUUGUCUUUGGUACAUUACACUUUCAUUGUUAUAUGUGGCCUUAACAAGCAAACAAAUGGCCAUGCCCUGUUGAACCUGUCAAGUUGGUUAUGUUUUUUUUUAAAUAUAUAUAUAAAAUAUAUAUAUCUGUUAAUGGAAUUCAUGCUGUAGCGGUACGUGUUUAGGAUAAAACAGUGACAUUAGGAUUUACUUCCUCAAAUGAUUUCCAAGAAGCAGGCAAUUCAGAAUACACUUAUAUGAAUUGCUUUGUUUAAUAGGUUUGUAUUUAAUGUGCACACGUUCUCAUUUGCACUGGUUGUUUAGCAUUUAUUUUUUAACCUGUUUUGGCAUAAGACAUCAUUGCAAGAAAGAAAGCCAAAGCAUGAUUAAAAAACAUUGCCACUGGUUAUUAAUUGUUUGCCAUUAAAAUAUGAUCAUAUGCAGAGCACAUAAAAAAAAAUAUUUGGGUGAAAACUAUCAAAGAAUCUGGCAACCUUUAUAUUAACUGCCCUCUGGGGCACUAUGGCCUCUAUAAGUACCUGUUGCAGUUUGCAUUCCUGACCACUAGGUGCCAUAAUAACACUAUCGAGCCAAGUGGGGCAGGGAAUGCCUUUCUUUUGAUUGUGAUACAGCUAAACGAAGACCAAAUCAAUAGUACAAUUAUUUGUCAAAUCGAACCAUUGAAAAUUGAUUGAUUGGUUAUCUGUAAUUCAGCAUAAAUAAAAUUCAUGGACUGUGAAUGAUUUGCUGAAAAAUUGAGGUACAUUGUUCCCUUAUGGAUGCACUGCCAUUGCCUUUGUAAUAUAUGAUGAUCAAACCCUAAUGCUUCCAUGUAUCCUGGCACUUGCUAAGUUUGAAAAACACUGUAAAUGCAUGCUUGAUUUUUGCAAAACUAAUUAUACAUGUGUAGGACAUUACUUUAUCGGUUCUGUAUUUAGCUGCAUCUAUGGCAUUCUUACCAAACAGGUCCUUGGGGAACUCCAAACAGUCCACAUUUUUUUCUUUCCCAGCUUCCGGCACAGCUGUAUUUAGUGUUUGUAAUUGUGUGGUGGACUAAGAAGAGUUCUCACAUAGUACAAUUUUGGCAUUUUGUUUUAUAAAUAGUUAUAAUAUUAGAGUUCCUGAAUUUAAAUUGGUGUCUUCUUUGCCUCUUUAUCAGUUACAAGUAGUUCUAUAGUGCACUUUAUAGUACAUUUUAAAGGUACCUUAUCAACAGCAUCUGAACACAAAUUGAAUUAAUAUAGUAAGUAGCUAUCCAACAACAUCAAAGCUCUGUGUUCUUUGUGUGAGGAAGUAACACCUAGCUAGCAAUGUAUUAAGACACUUUGUGAGGAAGUCACACUCAGACAGCAAUGUUUUAGGCAUCUUUACACUAACUAUGUCUGUUAGACAUGCUCCAUAUAGAGCAGUCUCUCAAAACAGAUACAAAGCAAAGUUUAAGUAGUCUAAAUAUUAAUUCCUGUUUUUGCUCAAAUAUUUAUGUUUUAGACUGUUUUGCAAGUCUUAAGCUUUCCCAGGCUAGUAUAGAAUUGCUUGGUUUUUUAGGGCUUGAUAGUCAAGUGAAAACAAACCCAAUUCUAAUUGUUGAAGCAACUUGUCUUGGUCUUUAAACAGCUGACGGGAUGCAUCCAGUGUUGCUCCUGCUGAUUUAUAAACAAGCAGCUUCAGCAUAAGAUAGGAUCUGAUGUAUUGGGAGCUGGAAAAGGUGAAUUGUGAGAACACUUGAUAACAGUUCUGUCUUUGCUUACAUUUGGGAAUUUCAGAUUUGAACAAAUGUUAUACUUCAUGUAAGACUUAUAUUAAAAUUUAAUUUUGUUGCUUAUUGUUGAAACAUACUGCUUGGACAAUGUGUGUAAAAGAAAAACCUUGAACACAAACAUGUGAAUAUUAGUAAAGCAUUAAACAAACCCAUA